Lucilia cuprina (Australian sheep blowfly) is the source of this 2313-nucleotide messenger RNA. It is a transcript of the gene nAChRalpha4, whose product is annotated as acetylcholine receptor subunit alpha-like. Gene Ontology annotation, cellular component: synapse; neuron projection; postsynaptic membrane. The coding region runs from base 560 to 2110 and encodes 516 amino acids. Gene Ontology annotation, biological process: chemical synaptic transmission; monoatomic ion transmembrane transport; nervous system process. NCBI's taxonomy places the organism in Eukaryota, Metazoa, Arthropoda, Insecta, Diptera, Calliphoridae. The transcript is spliced from 10 exons. Gene Ontology annotation, molecular function: acetylcholine-gated monoatomic cation-selective channel activity; transmembrane signaling receptor activity. The record is from RefSeq and is a predicted model, not a curated record.
AUUGUAAAAAAAUAAAUAAUAUGUGUUUGUGUUAUAAAAAUUGUGUCCGAAUCGUUUUUUGUGCGAAUUUUGGACCUGAAAUAUUGAAUAUUUGUUGUAGCUUUGUGUUGAAUUCACACAGCACAUAUAUGUGUGAUUUUCGUUGUUGUUGUUUUUUAUAAAAAAAUUUGAGUUGACAUUCUAGUCUUUUUCUAUGACAAAAACUAUAAAGUGCUAAUAACCUUGCAAUUUCGUGAAGAACAUUUGAAGUUUUGUGAGUGCGUUUAGUUCUCACAAGUGUGUUUUAUUAUCUUUGAGUUCGUCUGUAUGAAGAGAAUAAAAUUUUUUGUGUGACAACCGCUUCAGUUUCGCCUAUAUGUACCUACUAUAUGUAAAUAACUGUGUUAGUUACGAUGUGAAACCUUUAUAUGUGUAAGUAAUAAAUGGAUGAAUUCCUAUACAAGAAUUAGAUUAAACUAUCGUUCCGUCUAAAUAUGAUAAUAUCGAGUCAUAAACAUAAAACAAAACUUUUCAUUGUAUAACACUAUCUAAAUCUUGAUUCUACAUAAACACAUAAAAAAUGAAACCAACAACCGGUGAAACCAUUAGAGCAUGGUUAUUAUCUGCUUUAAUGGUACAUGGAGCUGUUGCUGGAAAUCCUGAUGCCAAACGUUUAUAUGAUGACCUUCUCAGUAACUACAAUAAACUUGUCAGACCGGUGGUUAAUACAACAGAUGUUCUUAAAGUCUGCAUAAAAUUGAAAUUAUCUCAAUUAAUUGAUGUGAAUCUAAAAAAUCAAAUAAUGACAACGAAUUUGUGGGUAGAACAAUCUUGGUAUGAUUACAAACUAAGAUGGGAACCAAAGGAAUACGGAGGAGUGCAUAUGCUUCAUGUGCCUUCUGAUCACAUUUGGCGGCCGGAUAUUGUUCUUUACAAUAAUGCUGACGGGCAUUAUGAAGUCACUCUAAUGACUAAAGCAACAGUCCAUAGUAAUGGAUUGGUUAUAUGGCAACCACCUGCCGUUUAUAAAUCAUCAUGUUCAAUUGAUGUUGAAUAUUUUCCCUAUGACGUGCAAACGUGUAUCUUAAAAUUAGGCAGUUGGACAUAUGAUGGUUUUAAGGUUGAUUUACGACAUAUGGAUGAACAACAAGGUAGUAAUAUCGUCGAUGUGGGAGUCGAUCUCUCAGAGUUCUACAUGUCGGUCGAAUGGGAUAUACUUGAAGUUCCGGCAGUAAGAAAUGAAAAAUUUUACACAUGCUGCGACGAACCAUACCUUGAUAUAACAUUUAACAUAACCAUGCGUCGUAAAACUCUUUUUUAUACAGUAAACAUUAUUAUUCCAUGUAUGGGUAUAUCAUUCCUUACAGUCCUUACAUUUUAUUUGCCAUCCGACAGUGGAGAGAAGGUUACAUUAUCUAUAUCUAUUCUUAUUAGUCUCCACGUGUUCUUCUUACUAGUAGUUGAAAUUAUACCGCCCACAUCAUUGGUAGUGCCUCUUCUAGGCAAAUAUUUAAUAUUUGCUAUGAUAUUGGUAUCUAUAAGCAUAUGUGUUACUGUUGUUGUUUUAAACGUACACUUUCGGUCACCACAGACACAUCGCAUGGCCCCUUGGGUGAAAAAUGUGUUCAUAGAUUACCUGCCUAAAUUUUUAUUCAUAAAACGACCAAAAUAUAGUUUUGAAACUAGUCUAUCCGGAAGUGGUCCAUUUGGAGGCAGUUGCCAAAUACAUGGUCCUAUUCCACCUUUGACACAAUCAGAAUCUGAUGAUAUGACAGCAGUUCCUGACUUAGAAGUAGGACCAUCUGGUAUUAAGAGUCCUAUAUUAACUAAUCCAGCAUUUUCACACUCAAAAUGUCCACCAAGGGUUCACCGCAGUUGUUUUUGUGUACAAUUCAUUGCAGAGCAUACAAAAAUGCAGGAAGAUUCAACAAAGGUCAAAGAAGAUUGGAAAUAUGUGGCUAUGGUGCUGGAUCGGCUAUUUUUAUGGAUUUUUACAUUGGCUGUAUUAGCAGGAACAGCUGGUAUAAUUCUUCAAGCACCAACACUAUAUGAUGAUCGUAUUCCAAUAAUAGAACAAAAAGACAUAGAUUUUUCUGGAACUUCAGCUGGUCGAUGUCGGCCUCCACAAUAGCAGUCGCCCAAGCAGUCUUUAUACGUUUACUAAGUCAAAACAUCACUUAAAACUAACUAAGAAACGAUGAAUAAUUUUCAGUAAAACUCGAUUAUAACGAAUUCAUAUUAAUAUUUUGACGUUUUAGUAUACAUAGCUGCCAGAAAUGUUGUUAUUACAAUUCGUUAGGUAAAAUUCACAAUGUUCUUAUAAUUUUCUACGAA